CCAGGUUCCUUCCUCAGGAAAAGCCGAGGUCAGGCACAGCCUUGCCAAGUCUCCUGCCCAUCUCUGGGGCUGCAGACACCAAUCUCAUGCUCAUGAUGGGGGAAGGAGGGAGAAAAUCUGGCAGGAACUCUUAUUGCAGCAGGGCCCCGGUGCUAUAAAAACCCUGGUAGCUCGGACCUUACACAGACUGCCUCAGUGUGUGCAGAGCCUGGCUGGGAGACUCCCAGCCCCACCUGUCAGAGGACACCCCCUACCUCCUUGCCCACUCUCUUAUAUUCUCCUGAAAUCUUGACUUCUACCUUGGCCUGCCUAGACCAUGCCUCCCAACCUCACUGGCUACUACCGCUUCGUCUCGCAGAAGAACUUGGAGGACUACCUGCAAGCUCUGAAUAUCAACAUGGCUCUGCGGAAGAUUGCCCUGCUGCUCAAGCCGGACAAGGAAAUUGACCAGCAGGGCAACCACAUGACGGUGAAGACCCUCAGCACCUUCCGGAACUACAUUCUGGAAUUCGAGGUGGGAGUGGAGUUUGAGGAGGACCUGAGGAUCGUGGAUGGACGCAAGUGCCAGUCUUCCUUUAUUCCUGCUUUCUCCAUAGUCCAUAAUCACCUGGGAAGGGGAACAGCUGGUUUGCGUGCAGAAAGGAGAGAUCCCUAACCGGGGCUGGCGACUCUGGCUGGAGGGAGAGAUGUUAUAUCAGGAAAUGACCGCACGGGAUGCAGUGUGCCAGUGUAUCUUCAGGAAAGUCAAGUAGCCGGAGAGGAACUGAGGGUCCCCCUCCCCUCCUGGACCACAUGGGUCCCCAGAUUCCUCUUGCCUGUGUCCCCUUCAAGCCCAGGUGGCCCCAGGUCAGCAGUCCCUGUCCCAGGCCACUUACCCUGCCUCUGCAUCCCCCCUCCCCCGCCCCAUGUUAAUCUGUAACUUGCAGCCCCCAGGCCAAAGUCCUUUCCUUCUCACAUUCCACUGCCCAAUAGUGACCUCAUAUCCAGCUCAAGGUCUGGCCUCCUGGAUGAGAGAAACACGCAAAGGGAAAGGGCCUUUGAGAACAAUGAACCUCUGCUCUCUUUCA
Odocoileus virginianus texanus is the source of this 1067-nucleotide messenger RNA. RefSeq names its product retinol binding protein 5 (gene RBP5). Gene Ontology annotation, biological process: fatty acid transport. The record is from RefSeq and is a predicted model, not a curated record. NCBI's taxonomy places the organism in Eukaryota, Metazoa, Chordata, Mammalia, Artiodactyla, Cervidae. Gene Ontology annotation, molecular function: fatty acid binding. Gene Ontology annotation, cellular component: nucleus; cytosol.